Messenger RNA from Fonsecaea erecta, 1311 nucleotides. RefSeq lists its product as hypothetical. The record is from RefSeq and is a predicted model, not a curated record. Bases 1 to 1311 code for a protein of 436 amino acids. The transcript is spliced from 4 exons. Lineage: Eukaryota; Fungi; Ascomycota; Eurotiomycetes; Chaetothyriales; Herpotrichiellaceae.
AUGACACAGCAGCCCGACAGCCACUCCCCCGAUGCAGAGAUCGCCGAAAUCCUGUCGCUGCAGAGCGUCCGUACACAGGCACAACAUGUCCUCGACGCCGCACGGAAAGGCCUCCUGAACCACUUCGACUACGACGAGAGUCGGAUGCCCGAAGUCGCCGACUACGUCGUCUCCAUCAUCUCGCGUGACUUUGGCCCCGACAGGUACGACCAGAUCCCGCCGCACGGGCGAUGGCAGCAGUUCAACGUGGGCAACCAUGAACGAAUCACGCCACUGCUGGAGCGGUGGACGGCCCAGGGCUGCGACAAGACCGAGCUCGCCCGCCGCAUGGUCGACCUGUUAUUUGUUUCGGUUCUCAUGGACGCUGGCGCCGGCGACGUCUGGCAGUUCCGCGAGCCGGGGACGGGCCAGACGUACGGGCGGAGUGAGGGCAUUGCAUUGGCGACGCUGCACAUGUUUUUGGGCGGGAAGUUCCAGUCCCAGGGCACGGGUGAGGGUCACUUCGUUGACGCUCGGGGCCUCGCCGACAUGAGCGAGGACACGAUGCAGCAGGGUUUUCAGAUCUUCAGGACCAACGAGAUGACGGCUUUCUCGUCGCGGGUGACACUGCUCAAUCGACUGGGCGUGUCACUGCUCAACCUCACCCACAUCUUCGGGCCUACGGGGCGGCCGGGAGGUCUUGUCGACUAUCUGCUCGCCAACGCCGUCGGAUCCAAUGUCCUCGACUUCGCCUUCCUGUGGCAGACACUGCAGCAAUUACUUCUCCCCGUCUGGCCAGAGAACCGCCCGCACAUCGCCGGACGGCCCAUCGGCGACGCCUGGCCGCUGCGCGUGCUGGCCCAGACGACGACCGGCACCAAACCGCUCACCGGCGCCAUCCAGCCCUUCCACAAGCUGACCCAGUGGCUGGCCUACUCGCUCAAGGUGCCCUUUCUGCGACUGCUGGAUCUGCGAUGGACCAACGAGCACCUCAGCACGGGGCUGGCCGAGUACCGCAACGGCGGCAUCUUCGUGGACAUCCCGGUGCUGCGCCUGAAGCCGGACGCCCUGCGACGCGGCCAGAGUCUGUCGGGCCAGGUGCUGCCCCAGUUCGAGGCCACGGGCGACGAGAUCGUCGAGUGGCGCGCCAUGACGGUUGCACUGUUGGACGAGCUGCACAAGAUAUUGGUGGAGAAGAAGAAUGUCCCUGUGAGUUUAGGACAGAUGCUCGAGGCCGGCACGUUCAAAGCGGGCAGAGAGUUGGCCGCCCAGUUCAGGCCGGCCACCAGGUCCAGCCCGAUCCUGAUUGCCGGGGAUGGGACGCUUUUCUAG